UGUCACUUGUCACACACACCUGUCACACACACCACACACUACACACGUGUUUUAUUCUGUAUUUUGAUUUUUGAUUGUAAGAACAAUAAAAUCAAUAUUUUAAAAAAUGUAUUUAAUGUACUACUUAAAAGAAGAUGGAACCCGUGUUUACACAUUAAAGAAAACGGAUCCAUCAGGAAAGCCCACAUUGUCUGCUCACCCUGCAAGGUUUUCUCCUGAGGAUAGUUAUUCAAAGCAAAGGAUAAUAAUGAAGAGUAGAUAUAAUCUGCUACCAACACAACAACCCGCUCCAGUAUAUUAAGAUUUAUCAUGUAUUUUAAGCAUUUUUAAGUUAUAAUUUAUUUUUAUAGUUUCAAUAAAGUUAUGUAAAAAUAA
Molecule: messenger RNA, 375 nt
Organism: Diabrotica virgifera virgifera (western corn rootworm)
Lineage: Eukaryota; Metazoa; Arthropoda; Insecta; Coleoptera; Chrysomelidae
Product: H/ACA ribonucleoprotein complex subunit 3
Exons: 2
Coding region: 107-301 (64 amino acids)
Biological process (GO): positive regulation of telomerase RNA localization to Cajal body; ribosome biogenesis; snRNA pseudouridine synthesis
Cellular component (GO): box H/ACA snoRNP complex; box H/ACA telomerase RNP complex
Molecular function (GO): box H/ACA snoRNA binding; telomerase RNA binding
Source: RefSeq, a predicted model, not a curated record